CAUUUUUCAGAUCGCUGUGAUAUUGAAUGUAAAAAUGGUGGGACAGUUGUUGAGAGCAAUUGCAAUUGUAAAUGCAUUUAUGGUUUUGAUGGAAAAAACUGUGAGCAACUUUCUCGAAGAAAAUUCUUUACUGAUGCAUCAUGUGGAGUGUAUGAGAAGGAGCACGGAUUAAUAUCACUGAGCACUUAUCCUAGAAGCCAAACAAAUGCAAUAUUCUGUCAGUGGUUGAUCAAAAGCCAAUCUGGAAAAACAAUCGAAUUUUAUGUGAAAGAUUUGGAUUUGGAUGGUGAAAAUAUGCCACCCAAUACACCGUGCAAUGAUUUUUUCUAUAUUUGGGGUGCUAAAAGUAUCUUAAAUCCAAUUUCGUGCAAUAAAAGUGCUGAAGAAAAUUUGAUCGGAAUACGUUUUGAAAGUGAUUCUGAUUGGUUAUUGAUCGAAUUGCGUACAAAUCCAUGGUCUGAUCAGCCUCAUCGUGGUCCUCAGAUUAAAUAUCGUCAAAUUGAUGCUCCUUACCAGAGAUGUCUGUUUUUGUAA
Messenger RNA from Thelazia callipaeda (thelaziosis nematode), 534 nucleotides. Lineage: Eukaryota; Metazoa; Nematoda; Chromadorea; Rhabditida; Thelaziidae. The record is from the annotation of a GenBank genome assembly.